Molecule: messenger RNA, 1068 nt
Organism: Ostertagia ostertagi
Lineage: Eukaryota; Metazoa; Nematoda; Chromadorea; Rhabditida; Trichostrongylidae
Source: the annotation of a GenBank genome assembly
AUGAGUGUCGCGCCGGUCGUUCACGAGCCGCUUCAUCUUCGAGUCAACGAGGUGCCGCCAUGGUCGGCGGCAUUGAUGUUCGGAUUCCAGCAAGCGAUGCUGUGCCUGUCAGGUCUGCUGGUAUACCCAUUCCUUGUCUCCGAGGCCGUCUGCGCCGGUUAUGUGUUCUACACGGUCCAGCAAUGGCCUUUCCUUCCUCCAUUAUUAGCCUACAAGGCGUUACGAGCAAGUGAAUGUCCAUAUACGGAGCACGACUAUGUGGACGUGGAACUUUGGCAAGGGAGACUUCAAGAGAUCUCUGGCAGUUUAUGCGUGGCGUGCCUCACGUUUCUUGUCAUUGGCGGCACGGGAUUGGCCGGCACACUUGCGAGGCUCAUCGGACCGGUGACCAUCGUGCCGUUAAUGAUUCUUCUGACUACCAGUAUUGUGCCGACUAUUGAAAGUAAACUAUCUCUCCAUUGGAUCUCACUCGUUAUGCUGGCCAGUGUCUCAGCGAUGGCGGUAUAUUUGGAGGAAGUUCGUGUACCAGUUCCUUACUAUUCAUUCAAUAAGAUGCGAGUAAUAAUAACCAGACUUCGACUAUUUGGACAAUUUCCUGUAAGUUUUAGCCUCUUCGAAUCGGGCAUUCAUAAUAAUCCAUGUAUUAUUACGACAAAUAUCUCCGAUACUGAUAGUACCUACUCAGCAGUGUUCCGUUGCUGGUGUGGUUUAUUUGCUACCUCGAUGACGGUAACCGAUUUGGCGCACGUGGAUGACAGCCGACCGAUUAAAAAUGUGACGAUGAUGGUUCUCAAAGAGUCACCAUGGUCAAUUUGGCAUGCCGAAAUGCGAGCAUGGACUGAUGUCUUGGAUAUGUGGCGUCAUGUUUAUUCGAGCAGUUAUUUGAGAAUACAUUGGGAGCUUAGCGAUCUUUUGGCUCGAGUCUCACAACAGAAGGCGCCUCCAAAGAACGCUGUCAAUCGCGCCAUAAUGGUCGAAGGUCUCGGCAGUAUGUUUGCGUCAGUGAUGGGAGUGUGUACAGGUGUCACAACGUACGCGGAAAACAUCGCUCUGAUUCACGUUACCAAG